UUUAUUUUGAAUUCUAUUUCAAUGUCUUCUGAUUUCUAUACUGUUGAUAUUUCUUUCAACCAACAUUCAACCACAGACAUAAUCUCUUAUGAUCCUUUUAAUUUCCUUGAUGUAGUUCAAGAUGAUUUCAACAAUUCUUUCUUCUCUUCUUUUUCUCCUCCAACCACUAACCAUGUGAUGCCUCUAACAAAUGGCACAAACAAUGAGCUUGAAAUUGCAUCCAAAUUAAUGCAGAGGAGCUACAGCUGUAACAAUUUUCAUGACAAACCUCCUGGUUUUCCUUUUGAACCUUGCCAUAGCACACUCAUGAAUUCUGAAAAUUUUCGACCGUGUGAAUUGAGCUCCUCCGAAAAUAGUUUCUUCAACGGACAAAUGAGAAGAGCGUGUAGUGCCGGAGAUUGGCAGAACAUGAAAGCAACUAACACCCAUGGGUCUCAAACGGAGGAAGCAAACUUGUUCAAAGUAGGGCGUUAUAGUGCGGAAGAAAGAAAAGAAAAAAUCUCUAAAUAUAGAGCCAAGAGAAAACAGAGGAAAUUCAACAAAAUUAUUAAGUAUGCAUGCCCAAAGACGCUAGCUGACAAUCGGACACGCAUACGCGGCAGAUUUGCACGUAAUGACAACGAAACUAACGACAUUCCAAAAGCUGUGUGUUCAAACACAGAACAAUACCAUGAAGAUGAGUUCUGGGUUGAUCUUAUUGAAGGGUUAAAUGACGAGCUCCUCUAUUAG
Trifolium pratense (red clover) is the source of this 729-nucleotide messenger RNA. RefSeq lists its product as uncharacterized. The record is from RefSeq and is a predicted model, not a curated record. Lineage: Eukaryota; Viridiplantae; Streptophyta; Magnoliopsida; Fabales; Fabaceae. The transcript has 4 exons. Gene Ontology annotation, molecular function: protein binding. Bases 22 to 729 code for a protein of 235 amino acids. Gene Ontology annotation, biological process: regulation of flower development. Gene Ontology annotation, cellular component: nucleus.